CUCGCUCAUGUGACCCUCCUACCCCCAUUCUGCUCCCUGUCCAGCCCAAAGUGGGUGUUUCCAGGGGCUUCUUUUGUGAGGGGUACCAGCCUGCUGUCGGGCGUGGAGGGAUUAAUCAGUGACAGGAAGACGCCUCUUUUGGAGCGUGGCCAGCUGUGGUCAGGACAGUCCGCAGGCCAGCUCCAGGAGUCUGUCCUACUUCCUGCCUGCCGCUCAGCCCCUGCUCCUGCAAUGGGGUGCUUUAGGGCCCUCCUCCUCCUGCUGGGGGGCCUGGGGGCUCUCGCUGACAUCUGUGAAAUACCAGAGGUAGACAGCAAGAUAGUAGAAAGACUGGGCCAGCGCGUCUUGCCCUGGAUGGACCUGCUCUCCCUGGAGUAUCUGAACCCCAGUCUCUACGUGGGCCUGCGCCUGUCCAGCCUGCAGGCUGGGGACAAGGAAGCCCUCUACCUGCACAGCCUCAAGUUCAAUUACCAACAAAGCCUCCUGAGGUCUAGUGAUGAUGACGACAAACCCUCCAUGGGCCAGCUGGCCCUCUACCUGCUCGCUCUUAGGGCCAACUGCGAGUUUGUUGGGGGCCACAAGGGGGAUAAGCUGGUCUCACAGCUCAAGCGGUUCCUGGAGGAAGAGAAAAGGGCCAUUGGCCACAAUCACAAGGGUCACCCCCACACCAGCUACUACAAGUAUGGCCUGGGCAUCCUGGCCCUGUGUGUCCACCAGAAGCGGGUCCAUGACAGUGUGGUGGGCAGGCUCCUGCAUGCUGUUGAACACGACCAACUCCUCCACCAGCGUCACCUCUCUGUGGACACCAUGGCCAUGGCAGGCUUGGCCUUCACCUGUCUGGAGCGCUCCAAUCUCAACCCAGAUCAGAGAAACCGGAUAUUGCUGGCCAUCAGGACAGUGAGAGAAAAGAUCCUGAAGGCACAGACCCCAGAGGGUUAUUUUGGGAAUAUCUACAGCACCCCUCUGGCGCUGCAGUUUCUGAUGACCUCCCCAUUGCCCGGGGUCCAGCUGGGCACAGCAUGCCUCAAGGCGAGGGCUGCUCUGUUGGCCAGCCUGCAGGAGGGGACAUUCAAGAAUGUUCUCAUGAUCUCCCAGCUGCUGCCUGUCCUGAACCACAAGAGCUAUGUGGAUCUCAUCUCCCCAGACUGCCUGGCACCAAGAGUCAUGUUAGAACCGGCUACAGAGACCCUUUCACAGACCCAACUUCCAGAGGACAUCAGCGUCGUGCUGAGUGUCCCCAGCGUCCUGCCGAUGUAUAGACACUCCAUCUCUGUCCCUGCUGGGUCCUCCCUGGAAGAUGUCCUGAAGAAGGCCCAGGAGCUUGGAGGAUUCACGUAUGGAACCCAGGCCUCCUUGUCAGGUCCCUACCUGACCUUGGUGAUGGGGAAGAAAGUUGGGGAACGUGAGUUCUGGCAGCUCCUCCGGGACCCUGACGUCCCCUUGCUGCAAGGUAUUGCUGACUACAGACCCAAGGACGGAGAAACCAUCGAGCUGAGGCUGGUUAGCUGGUAGCCCUUUGGGCUCACCUCCUUCAGCCCUGCACACUCUCUGGGCCUCUGCCCUCCAGCCAGAUACACGUGACAGGCAUGUGCCUGACCCUGCUGCCACCUCACGUGCACUUGGACCGUGUCCCUGAUUACCCCAGUCACCAUCCUGUGAGGGUCCUAAGCCACUGCCCCGCCCAGAGCAGAGAGCCAAGCACCAUCCCGAGAAGGUCCCUGCAGGCAUCCCCUGCAGUCCCCCAGAGCCCACGGUCUUGAAGCGUCUCAGACGCCUCAGCACCAGGAGCCUCCCCCGGCCACUGAUGUCGUGAGUACCACCCGCUCUGGGCUGAUGACCUGCAGGAAGGACUGACCCCAGCUCUCCACUCCAGUGUCAGGGGGCGCCCCGAGCCACUGGGGGCACAGUAGCUAGUAAGGAUUCUAUGGAGCUGCUCAAAGUCCACCUCCAAAAUGAUUAAAGCGUUGAUUGUGCAAUGGCUGCAGUGUUCUGGUGCAUCAU
Molecule: messenger RNA, 2001 nt
Organism: Talpa occidentalis (Iberian mole)
Lineage: Eukaryota; Metazoa; Chordata; Mammalia; Eulipotyphla; Talpidae
Gene: TCN2
Product: transcobalamin 2
Exons: 10
Coding region: 232-1512 (426 amino acids)
Biological process (GO): cobalamin transport
Molecular function (GO): cobalamin binding
Source: RefSeq, a predicted model, not a curated record